AGGGAACAACAAACAACAACAAAAAUGGCGGCAACCAGUGAUGAAGAAAUGGAGUCACUUCUCUCCGCAUUCGAUCAGAUCUACGAGGAUGCUAAGAGCGGCAUUUUGGAGAUGCAGUUGCUGCAAUCCAACUACAACGCAGAGUUCAAGAUGCGUGAAUCACUCCAAGUCGCUUCCAAUGCCCUCAAAGGAGAAAAUGACAGAUUGGCAAAACUGUACUCGGAGUCCUUGAAGAAUCUAGCGGAUCAGCUUGAUUACCGUACAAAUUGCCUGAUUUUGAAAGAAGAAUUGGAGAGAGCAAAAACUGAAGUUUCGCUCAAAGAAGACGGACAUAGGAAGGAUACGGAAUUGCUUAGGCGAGACUUCGAACAACAAAUUGCGUGUUUGGAAGCUCAAGUUAAGGAAUCUCUACACGAGAAAGCAACAUAUGAAGCAACUAUUAGCCAACUCCAUGGAGAUUUAGCUGCACAUAAAAGUCAUAUGCAGGUUCUAGCAAUGAGAUUGGACCAACUGCAUGUUGAAGUGGAAUCAAAAUAUAAUUCUGAGGUUCAGGACUUGAAGGAAUGUCUUGCGGUUGAGCAGGAAGAAAAAAAUGAAUUAAACAGAAAAAUCCAAAAUCUGGAAAAGGAAUUACUGAUUUGUAAAGCAAAGCUGGUGGACCAGCAGCAGGAAAUGACCGCAAAUUGGCAUGUGGAAACGCUUAAACAGAAAAUCAUGAAACUGAGAAAGGAAAACGAGGUCCUGAAAAGAAAGUUAUCCCAUUCAGAGAAGGGCAAGUAAUGCAGGGAAACUGAAGCUUACCAGCAACUUUGAGUUCACAAGGACAAGGUAUCUGAUACUAAUUGGGUACUGUACUUUCUAAGUGACAAAGGUUUACUCUAUCAGGGUUUCACAAUAUAUAGGAAAAACCACAUAAUUAUUAUUUGUUUUAUGUGUUCAACUGAACCAGGUUAGUCUAGAAGUCAAUACCAUUUACCAU
Vigna unguiculata (cowpea) is the source of this 979-nucleotide messenger RNA. RefSeq names its product 4/1 protein short form protein. Lineage: Eukaryota; Viridiplantae; Streptophyta; Magnoliopsida; Fabales; Fabaceae. The record is from RefSeq and is a predicted model, not a curated record.